UUUCAUUGGAUCCAAGUCCAUUUAAAAGCAACAAUUUAACAUGGCGGCGUCCACAGUGAAUAAUUUUUGUUUGUUAUCCGACGACGUUUUGCUGAAAAUCCUUGGAUAUUUGCCUACAAUAGACUUGUGUAAAUGCAGUAAUGUGAACAAAAGAUUUUUCCAGUUGUGUCACGAUCGUUCAUUAGUCAAGCAUUCCGAUUUUAAUAGCUGUUAUGACUUGACUGAUAACAUUUUGCAGACAUUUCUUUCCAGUACCACAAUUCACAUAGAAAGCCUGAACUUGAAUUACAGUUAUUGGAUAUCCGGGAGCCUGCUUGAAUCGGCAAUUUCUAGGUGCACAAAUAUAACAAAUCUGCAACUUCUACAAUGUAAAGUUUCCGUCAAAAGAUUGUGUAGAUUGAUGUCAUGUUUAGUGAAGUUAGAGACGUUCGCUUUCAGUACAGAAGAUAUACAGGAAUUCCACACUGAGCUCACACAAAAUUCAGUUGCCCAAAAAACACUUGCCAAUAUCAAAAAAAUAUGUGUCCAUUUCAAACACCAGUUAGAAUUUUCUAAAAGUAUUUCUAUGCAUUUUUUGUCACAACCAUCUUUCUUUGAAUAUUGUGAACAUAUUGAAGAAUUGCACAUAUUGGGUCAUCCCAGUUGUACCAAAGGAAUGCCCAAAUAUUUCCUUCAACCACAGAUCAAUAAGAAAGAAAAUCUUCAACACCUAAAAGUCCUCUCUAUCAAUGAUGCAAUUGAUCCUGUUGCACGUAUGUUUUUCUUCGGAACAUUGCUUGAGGUCUGUAAACUACCAUUACGAUUCAAAACAAUACUGCAACCUGUGUCUAAUCUUGAAAAAUUACAACAUAAACUACAUUUUGUCAAAUGUGUGCAACAAGUAGAUGACCUUGAGAAUCUUGAUCUUUCCCGAGCUUCUGUGGAAGUUCCAAAUCCUCUCUUUAGACUAGAACGUGCCACUCAGCUCAGGUUUCUAAGUUUAUCAGAUAACAAUAAACUCUUUUCUGACAGCUUACGUGUUAUUGCCGAAUGUUGUCCUAACAUGAUAAGUAUUAAUCUGAAUAAUUGUCAUAAUAUAACCACAAAUGGGGAUGAAAGUGCAGUUGAUGUCAGUGGUCUACAAAUUAUGUUAUUGAAUCUGUCAAAAUUACAGCACAUCAACUUGGCUGGAAUCCAUUUUCAUGAGUUAAAUUCAGGUGGUAGUUUGUGUGAAAUGCUUUCUAUUAAUUCAGCAUGGAAGAGUGUUGCCUUUUCUCCAUGCUGUUUAAAGUACAACAAAUCAAAUACAGACAAUGAAACGCCUAUCUCUGGGAAACGACUGUCCAGUCAAUGUGAUAAUGCAAAUAAUUUUGGUAAAAAGAGGAGGAUAGGAAUAGAAACACAGUCAGUAGAAGUUAUACCAUUAAAUGAAGCAACAGAAAAUGGUAAAAGUCCCCCCAAAUUACUUAUACCGUCAUGUCCAGAUGUAGAAUCGUUUGAGCUAAUUGGAGCCGAUUUUCGGUCAGGAUUUAAUAAAUACUUUGGAAUGCACCCCAAAACCUUUCACUAUCAAGCCUGCUCAUCGUAUCGAGUACGGGAUGAAGAUAUUUUAUGUAUUGGUCAAUGGAAAAAUUUAAAAUACUUGCAAUUAUCAGGAUUACAUGGAAUUCUAAAAGGACACUGUUUGAUAAACAUUGCCAAGGGCUGUGUUAAUUUAAAAAAGUUGUACAUAGCUUAUCUGGGUCUGAGUGGACAUUGUAGUUAUAUGUCUUCACUGUGUGCAGCUUUACCCCAUUUCCAGAAAUUACUUGACUUUCGGCUUGAGCAGCCUCAUGUAAAACUAGAUCAAACAUUUUUCCGAGCCCUUGGAUCAUGUCAGAAUCUAGAAAGAUUGUGUAUUUUGUCUAAAAAUGGCAGCUUUGAUACUGAAGGUGUCACAGUUUUUAUUGAGAAUGUUAAAUCCCUAAUUGUGCUACAACUAUUCACUGGUUCCACUUUAAAUUCUAGUCGAGCAUUACAAAAAGCUCUGUCAAUCAAGUACAAGACAUCAAGACCAGCAUUAUUUGUCACAAUCCAUCCGUUAUUUCACAAUGAGAUGCCUCAAAUGAGUUCUAACAUUCCAGCUAAACAUUUAGAUGACAUUACUAUUUUGGGUUCAGAAGUUUGUCGUAAACCACCUGGAUGGCAAUGGUGAAAUUUUGGUGUUAUUUAAAUGUGAACUAGGACCCCUCAAUACCCAGGUUCGCUUUAUGGCUGGGUUAAAUUUAAGGAUUUCGCUACAUGUACAUGUAUAUGUGCUAGUUUUAGACUUAUGUGUAUGCAUUAACCUACAAUACAUGUAUAUAUGUACUAUUUUGAGAGUUACCAUGUAUACAUGUAUGUUCUAUAAUGCUACCUAACCUAAUGUAUUGAUUGUGCUAGAAAUGCUUAUCUUGGAACAAUGCAGGGACCAACAUUUAUCACAAAAGUGAAAUUAAGAUUGUUCCAAAUGUGUUUAAGACUUGAGACAUUGCUAAAAAGUCAAUUCUUGUUGCAGUACAUGUAGCUAAAUUAAUACAUAGUGACAGAUAACUGUUUCAGAUGCUGUGUUUACUGGUAUUAAAUGGGCAAGUCAGUGGAACCCAAUUUUUGUGAAUCCCUGCAAUCUAGUGUGUUUUCAUUUUAUUAUGUAGUUUUAGGGAUUUAAAUAAUGAAGUGCUCGAUUUAUUUAUGGUGCAAUUAUUUUGUAUAUAAAUGUAUAAUAUAAUAAAGACAAUUUGUA
Molecule: messenger RNA, 2740 nt
Organism: Patella vulgata (common limpet)
Lineage: Eukaryota; Metazoa; Mollusca; Gastropoda; Patellidae
Product: F-box/LRR-repeat protein 18
Exons: 1
Coding region: 41-2173 (710 amino acids)
Biological process (GO): SCF-dependent proteasomal ubiquitin-dependent protein catabolic process
Cellular component (GO): SCF ubiquitin ligase complex
Molecular function (GO): protein binding
Source: RefSeq, a predicted model, not a curated record